AUGAAGUUCAAGGGGAGGAUCGAUCAGUACUGUCUCCGAUCGAAAAACGGACACCACUUUAUGCGAUACGAAUCUCUGAAAAAGUGUGCUCACAACAUCACAGGAGCCACCGGGGAAGGUGAGUUUUUGCUUCUUUUCAACGAAGAAUUGGAGCGGAUCAAAACAUUUAUAAAUCUUAAGCUUCAGGAACUACGCAUGACCCUUCAGCGCCUUCAAUAUUACCGAGACCAAGAAAAAUGCGGGGGGCACAUCAGAAACACCGAUAGCCAAAUUCCUGAGAAAUUAUUAUUCAAGGAGUUCAUCGAUGAUUUCGUUACUGAACUAGAAGAUAUGGAAAAAUUCAUCAUGCUUAACAGAGAAGGAAUGGACCGCGUCAUUGAAAAACACGACCUUAUCACAGGGAUAACCAGCGACUGGUACUUUGCACAGGGUCAUAGUGCCUUCUUUGCCAGAUAUUUAAAUGAACUGGACGCAUUUCUUUUCCACAUUAGCAUUCUUUACACAGAAACAAGAAGUAAAAACAAAGCAAAAAAUAACAAAAUACGCGAAAAUGUGGAAGAAAAACUGUUUGAGCGAAAUAUUUUAAAACACUUGGUAAAAACAGAGGAUGUCUUUGCGGUUAAGACCGAACUCAUCAAGCAUCUACCCAUCAGCAUUCGAAAUGAUAUGUACAGGAUAAGUCCCCAGGUUGAUUGCAAUCCCGAGCCUCACGAAAGUCUCAUAGAAAGUACACCGCCUUUCAUGACUUUGGUUUCCUCGGUUUUUCUGGAUAACUCAGAUCUGCUCUGUUACCACAGCCUCCAGCGUCUGGACGAAAGCGCCACGGCCAUACGGCUGCGAUGGCACAACCUUUCACAAGGGAGGGAGGUACUUCCUCUUGCAAGUCCUCUUGAUUCGCUAGUGUACGUUGAGAAGAAAACCUACAACAGCGAAAGAGAACCAAUUGCCUCUCCUUGUGAUUCUGCCAAUCCAGAGACACGUUUGAGAAAUGAGGCACAGAAGGUCAUCAACAGAGAUAAUUUGGAACCUUUGGUGAGAACGGCAUGCAAAAGAAUGAUAUUUCAAAGCCCUGAUGACAAUGAAGUCAGAAUCACCUUAGAUUCUGAUCUCAUUUUUGUCGAUGAGGGUGGCCGACAAAAUUCACAAUGGAAGCGAAACGAAGAUGAAAUAGCUGAGAACCGCCACUAUUGCGAGUUCCCGUACAGCAUCUUCAAAGUAGAGCUUGGGUCUGCUUUUCCUGAAUGGCUCAGGCUUCUAUUAGAGCACCCUAGUGUCCGUCACGUCGAAAAGUUCUCAAAAUCUCAACAAGCCACAACCUGUUUCUACCCUCACAGGAUAAAGGAGUUUCCAGACUGGUUCGCUGAGGUCACCAUUCACGGGAGUAAAACUGGUUUUAGUAAGGUAUGCAUGGCGAAGAUUAGCCGCAAUUACUAUGAGGCCCGUUCAGCAUUUAAAAAGUCGUAA
Molecule: messenger RNA, 1464 nt
Organism: Lingula anatina
Lineage: Eukaryota; Metazoa; Brachiopoda; Lingulata; Lingulida; Lingulidae
Source: RefSeq, a predicted model, not a curated record